Messenger RNA from Salvia miltiorrhiza (redroot sage), 2041 nucleotides. RefSeq names its product protein CLT2, chloroplastic-like. Lineage: Eukaryota; Viridiplantae; Streptophyta; Magnoliopsida; Lamiales; Lamiaceae. The transcript has 10 exons. The record is from RefSeq and is a predicted model, not a curated record. Bases 423 to 1715 code for a protein of 430 amino acids.
UUUAUUUACAUUUUUAUUUUUUUACAUACACAUAAUUCGUGCAAAAAAGUCUCAAUAUAGCCGGGACGGAGGAAGUAAUUUAAAUCAUAAAUUAUACUUUUCGUUCUGAAACUAUCCAGAAAUACCGAUAACAUCAAUCGAAUGUUCGAACUAUUAAAAUUGUAAUAAAAAUAUUGAAUACCAAUUUUCGUCAACAAAAAACUCCAUAUACCUGAGAAUUUUUUAAUAAAUAAUGACAUAAUGAAGAAAGUAAAGAAUUAAAGAAAAACAGUGGUUGCAAAACACGUGCUGAUACUAUUACACGCCUUGUUGUAUAUAAGAGGACGUGAGAAAUAAGAAGUCAAAAUAAAUCUAAAGUCCCAACAAUAAAAGUAGUUGCACGUGGCUGUUAAUGCCGCCAUUUUCGUAUUUCUUCUUCGCGAAUGGAGCUUCUCCGACCAGCAUCUGCUCCUUCAGCUCACUGCGUACCCCUCCGAUCCACCCCCACUCUCUCCUUCCAUCUUCAAUCCGCCUUCAACCGCAAUGCCUCUCCCCGACGACUCUCCGUUUUCUCCCACCCUUCCUCUGCUCACCACUUGAAGAUUAACUACAACGACACCAUUUUGAGGCGGCGUUUGCCUCUGGUCUCCGCCAAUGCGACGCCUCCUCCUCCUCCGCCGCCGCCGAAUUCCGAUACGAAGAAUCGGAAGCUUUUGGUGGUGGCGUGCUCCGCCGUUACUGUAGCACUGGCCAUUGCCAAUCGUGUGCUAUACAAGCUCGCCCUUGUCCCCAUGAAGGAGUUCCCCUUCUUUUUGGCUCAGCUCACUACUUUUGGGUAUGUGGCUAUAUAUUUCUCUAUACUUUUCACGAGAUACAUAGCUGGAACUGUAACGGAUGAGAUGUUAGCAUUUCCAAAAACACCUUUUAUAAUAAUUGGUUUUCUGGAAGCUCUUGGAGUUGUUGCUGGAAUGUAUUCUGGAGCCCAGCUUCCUGGACCAGCCAUACCUAUAUUAAAUCAGGCAUUUUUGGUAUGGCAACUAGCCUUCUCUGUGCUCAUCUUGGGGAGGAGAUACUCUUGGAACCGACUCGCUGGAUGCUUUCUUGUUGCUGCUGGUGUUGUGCUGUCAGUUACGAGCGGAUCAGAACAAGAUCAAAUGCUCUCUGGAGUUGGAAUGAUAUGGCCAGCAAUGAUGAUAACUUCAACUGCAUUUCAAGCAGUUGCUUCCAUUCUCAAGGAAUCUGUUUUCAUUGAUGCUGCGACCCGUCUCAAGGGAAAGCUACUAGACAUAUUUGUGGUCAAUUCCUAUGGAUCUGGAUUUCAGGCGCUUUUUGUACUCCUCUUUCUGCCAGUUUUAUCAAAUUUGAAGGGCAUACCAUUACCUGAACUGCCUUCAUACUUGAGAAGUGGUGCUGCUUGCUUCCUUAAUAUUGGAGCCAAUACAACAGAUUGUGAUGGGGCCCCACUACUACCUCUCCUCUACAUAAUAACCAAUAUUGCUUUCAACAUAUCUGUGCUCAAUCUUUUGAAAUAUUCAUCCGCUGUUGUAUCCUCCCUUGCUGUGAUGUCAUCAGUGCCAAUCUCAAUCUACAUUCUUUCCCUUCCACUACCAUACCUCCCAGGAGGUGUAAACUUGAGCCCCUUUUUCGUCUUGGGCAGCGUGGUUCUUAUGUUGGGGCUCAUCUUAUACAACUUUUCCUGGCCUCUCAAGCAGAACUCGGACACAUCGCGACAUUGACAGUAGUUGUCUCCAUAUUGUGUUGUGAUCUUUGUAUAGGUUGAUGGUGGCUAAGUGAUCAUCUAUUGUUUAAGGCUGUGCAUAAAUCACUGGCACUCAUCAAACUCCAUCAUAUAUGUCGCCACGUUUACCUGGGAUUUUUUUUGCACAUUUACUCCUUUAGGUACUGGCCGAUGCCUUGAUAAUAAUCUGUGCAAGAUUUUGCUUUCUAAGUUAUAGUUAAAGGUUUUGAUACUUAGUAACGAGCCCUCUGCUUCUUGUACUAUGAAAAUUAUUUGUAGAACUUUGUAUUCAAAGUUGUAAGAUGAAAAACAUUAUUUUGCAAA